CUUCCAUUGAUAAAAAUCGAAAUUUUUUUCUGUUAGAAUUUCAAACCUUUUCAGUCAAUUUACGACCGACGGUUUGAUCUUACUACUCACGAAUACAAAAUUCAAUUGAUUGACGAAGUCUAUCGACAUUCCUACGAGAAGUAUCCGAUCAAAAUGCAGUCCAUUCGUCGCGCAGCUGUGCGGGCAGCACGCUCUUCCGCCAUUGUCGCUGUUCCUAGACAGCAGAUUGCAUCUUUCGCCAUGCAAGUGAGCAAAGCCAACGCACGGCCUGCCAUGAUGCUGCCUCUCGCCCGUUUCUUCUCACAGACGUCGCGGGUUGCUCAAAAUGAGAACUCUGGGGAGGGUGAAGAAGCUGAUGGAGAGGUCACUGAAACUCCCGCUACCCCCGCAUCCUCAGCUGAGGUUGUCCCGGGUACCACUGUCUUCGUUAGCAACAUGACGUUCGAUGCUACCGACAUACAUGUUCAAGAAGCAUUCAGCAAGUAUGGAGAGAUCACCAAUCUCAAGAUUGCGCGAGAUGGUCGAGGCUUAAGCAGAGGGUUUGCCUUCGUCACGUUCCAGGACCAGGAAGCCGCCGAUCGCGCCGUUGAGGAAGCCAACAACUCGUUCUGGCACGGCCGUCGCAUCUAUGUGAACUACAGAAAGUCAGAAGGAUCCUCGACAGGAAAUCGCAACGCGAACCCGCUGGAACCGACUGACUCAUUGUAUAUCGGCAACAUCCCGUAUGAGACGUCUGAUGCUGAUCUGAACAAAAUCUUCCGGGAAUUGGACAAUGUGACGGACGUGCGCGUGGCCGUAGACCGCAACACGGGCUGGCCUCGCGGCUUCGCCCACGCUGACUUCGCGGACGUCGAGAGCGCCAUGAAGGCACACGAGAAGCUGCGCAAUAUUACCGUGGGAGACCGCACCCUCCGCGUCGACUUCGCCCAGAACAGGAAACCCAAGAUUUAAGGAGUGCCAGUUCUGACAUUUCUCGCGGCGAGCCUGGAGUUGUGUUCUCAUUACUCAUUACUCACGAAACGAUAUCGGUGGGAUGAUGAGGUUUGCGACGUGACCGAGAAGACAUCAUGAUGGAAGGAUGAAGAGGCAUGAUAUCUAUGAGGUCCUUGGCGGAAGUCCAUUCAAAAGAGAUAGAGGACUAGGCCACUGUAUGUAACAACAACACAUUCUAUCUGUAGAACGGCCGUUUCUACGCAAUAAGGCUCGGCGGUUGACACAAAAUGAGUGGCAUGGUGGCAUGGUAUCGAUGAAAUUAAAUGUACAAAAUCUCCCUUCUUCAAAUGGCAUGAAUUAUGAU
This is a messenger RNA of Annulohypoxylon maeteangense, 1297 nucleotides long. RefSeq names its product RNA-binding domain-containing protein. NCBI's taxonomy places the organism in Eukaryota, Fungi, Ascomycota, Sordariomycetes, Xylariales, Hypoxylaceae. The transcript is spliced from 3 exons. Gene Ontology annotation, molecular function: RNA binding. The record is from RefSeq and is a predicted model, not a curated record. The coding region runs from base 154 to 951 and encodes 265 amino acids.